This is a messenger RNA of Octodon degus (degu), 8122 nucleotides long. It is a transcript of the gene Znf516, whose product is annotated as zinc finger protein 516. The transcript has 6 exons. NCBI's taxonomy places the organism in Eukaryota, Metazoa, Chordata, Mammalia, Rodentia, Octodontidae. Gene Ontology annotation, biological process: regulation of DNA-templated transcription. Gene Ontology annotation, molecular function: RNA polymerase II cis-regulatory region sequence-specific DNA binding; DNA-binding transcription factor activity, RNA polymerase II-specific. The record is from RefSeq and is a predicted model, not a curated record. The coding region runs from base 512 to 3970 and encodes 1152 amino acids. Gene Ontology annotation, cellular component: nucleus.
GUUUCCUACAGGGCAGACCAUUCCCGGGCUGGGGGAAGCCUAGGGCCUGCGCUGGGCCGCGGGAGCCCGACCCCCUCCUCGUACCGCGCAGCCCUGGGAUCGGGGCUGGCUCCCGGGCCCCUACCGGGCGGGCGCGUCCGGAGCGCGCGCGGGCGACGUGGGGAGUGGGCCGGGCGCGUGGCGGGCCCCGCGCGCCCUCGCGCGUCCCCCGCUCCUGGGCGCAGCUGGCGCGGUCGGUGUAGUGCAGCGCUGGGCUCCUCGCCGCGGGCGCUCGGCUUCACCUUCAGAUGCGCGGGGCGUGCGCGUCCUCCACCCCGGGUUCGCCGCCACCCCGCCAAGGUGCUCAUUGCCGUCUCCCAGCCCCCCACCUGAAACAUGCACCUCCUGGUCGCAGGUAUAUCUCAUGUCAUCUUGGGGCAGCAGAGGCACCUCUGAGAAUGGAGAGAUAAGACACCAUUCUUUUAGGCCUACGUGAGAGAAAGCUGUGACUCCAAACCCCGAACACGUCCCAAUGGAUCGCAACAGAGAGGCUGAGAUGGAGCUGAAGAGAGGGCCUAGCCCACCUAGGGCCAGCAGGAGCCAGGAAGUGGAUGGGGACAAGGCUGCUUGUCACAGUUGCUGCAUAUGUGGCAAGAGCUUCCCCUUCCAGAGCUCACUGUCACAGCACAUGCGCAAGCACACAGGAGAGAAGCCCUACAAGUGUCCCUACUGUGACCACAGGGCAUCCCAGAAGGGCAACCUCAAGAUUCACAUCCGGAGCCAUCGCACAGGGACUUUGAUUCAGGGACACGAGCCAGAGACGGGUGAUGCGCAGCUGGGUGAGAUGCGUGUGUCUGAGGGCCUGGAUGGGUGCGCUAGCCCCACGAAAAGUACGUCGGCCUGCAACCGCAUUCUCAAUGGGGCAGCACAGGUGGACAGCAGCAAGAUCCUGCUGAGGAGUAGCCGGAAGGAUGUGGAAGGGGCAGCCAAUGCCAUGGAGGAAGCUGAGGCUGCAACCCAGUGCUCCUUCUGCAAGAGCCAGUUCCAGCGCAAGAAGGACCUGGAGCUGCAUGUGCACCAGGCUCACAAGCCCUUCAAGUGCAGGCUGUGCAGUUACAUGACCUUGCGGGAGGAGUCACUGCUCAGCCACAUAGAAAGAGAUCACAUCACUGCGCAGGUGCCCAAUGGUGGCGAGGCCUGCGUGGAGAAUGGCAAGCCUGACCUGAGCCCUGGAGAAUUUCCCUGUGAGGUGUGUGGCCAGGCCUUCAGCCAGACCUGGUUCCUGAAGGCACACAUGAAGAAGCAUCGGGGUUCCUUUGACCACGGCUGCCACAUCUGUGGUCGCAGGUUCAAGGAGCCGUGGUUCCUCAAGAACCACAUGAAGGCACAUGGCCCAAAGACGGGAAGCAAGAACAGGCCUAAGAAUGACCUGGACCCCAUUGCCACCAUCAACAAUGUGGUCCAGGAAGAGGUCAUUGUUGCAGGCCUGUCCCUCUAUGAAGUCUGCACCAAGUGUGGAAACCUGUUUACAAACCUGGACAGCUUGAAUGCCCACAACGCCAUACACCGCAAGGUUGAAGCCAGCCGGACCCGUGCCCUGGCCGAGGAGCCCACCCCUGAAAGUCCCCUGGACACAAAGCAGUUCUUCCUACAGUGCCUGAAUCUGAGACCAUCAGUUGCUGGUAAUGCGUCCUCUGGAAAGCAGUCUGGAAGGCGGGUGGCCGAGCUGGACCCUGUCAGCAGCUACCAGGCUUGGCAGCUGGCCACCAGGGGCAAGGUGGCUGAGCCAGCUGAGUACCUCAAGUACGGGGCAUGGGAUGAGGCGCUGGCUGGGGGUGUGGCCUUUGACAAGGACAGACGCGAAUACAUUCUGGUGAGCCAGGAGAAGCGCAAACGUGAGCAGGAUGCACCGACCACACAAGGUCCCCCAAGAAAGAGGGCAAGUUUGCCAGGGGAUCCCAUGCCACCUGGCCACUUUGACCCCCGGCCAGCUGCACGUCCCAGCCGCCGGGCUGCAGCUUCUGCUGGCCAUGGCAAGUCCUCAGAGUGCUUUGAGUGCGGCAAGAUCUUCCGCACCUACCACCAGAUGGUGCUGCACUCCCGCGUACAUCGCCGGGCACGCCGAGAUAGGGACUCCAACGGGGACAGGGUGGCACGUGCCCGCUGUGGCUCACUCAGUGAGGGUGACUCAGCCUCUCAGCCCAGCAGCCCGGGUUCAGCCUGUGCCACUGUUGACUCUCCAGGCUCUGGCCUGGCCGAUGAGGCUGCUGACGACAGUGGGGAGGAGCCCAUGCCUGAAUCAGUACCAGGGGGACAGCCGAGGCGCUGCUGCUCUUCUGAAGAGGUAGCAUCGACUGUGCUUUCCAACGGGGACCAGAGUCACAAACUUGGAAAUAACCCGCCCGGAAAAGACACCAGCGAGUCCAAGGUGGGAAUUCCAACUUCUGUGUCCAUACUUGAAAACAGUAGCAGAGAGACUUCCAAACGUUCCGAACAGCAUAGAUUUUCUCUUGACUUAAAGAUGCCAGCAUUUCACCCCAAGCAGGAGAUGCCCAGCGCUAGUGAUGGUGUGGACUUCCCUUCAAGUACAGAGGGCGCUGACCUACAGCUCAUGUUGGAGAACCAGGCUGGUUAUCCUAAAGACAAGCUGUCUGAUUUGCACAAUAAGGAGCAUCCUGGGGGAGGAAAAAGUACACCAGCCCAAGACCUGGUCCCUCUCGAUUUAAGUGGAAGGUCCACCCGGGAUGACUCCAGCAAUAAGGAAGUGGCCUCCUCUCUGCAAGCUGCGCUGGUCAUUCACCCGUGUCCUUACUGUAACCACAAGACCUAUUACCCAGAGGUCUUAUGGAUGCACAAGCGCAUCUGGCACAGGGUCAGCUGCAGCUCCAUGGCCCCCCAGUGGACGCAGCCCAACGGUUACAAGAGUGUAAGGAGCAACUUGGUGUAUCUUGCGCGGAGUGGAAGAACAGGACCUCCACCCGCCCUCGGGGGCAAAGAGUGCCAGCCCCUGCUCCUUGCUCGCUUCACCCGCACUCAAGUGCCAGGUGGGGCACCUGGACCCAAAGGCAGUCCGCUGGGAGUGACUGCGAAAGUGGCUAGCAUGCCUAAGAAUAAGGAGAGCCAUUCCGCGGGCCCCUGUGCACUGUGGGCAGCUGGUCCUGAUGGGUAUCGACAGACCAAGUCCAGCCAAGGCCAGGAGCCCUCCAUUGCUUCGAUGCAGGGGUCCUUGGCCAAACCCAAACUGGAGGCCAGCUCCAAGCCAGCACCUGCUCUGGGCAGUGGAGGCCUUGGCAGGAGUGCCACCCCCACGCCCUCUGUCAUAACCCGGGUGGGUUCUCAGCCCUUGGCCAGCAACAAGCCAGUGGAGAAUUUUGGGGUCCCGUCGGUAGGGCCUGGCUUUGCCCCUCCAAAUAAGCACAGUGCCCCAGACUCCCUGAAAGCCAAAUUCAGCCCUCAGCCUCAGGGUCAGCCUACUGCAAAAGGUGAAGGGAGCCCUCCUCUACCUCCCCGUGAGCCCUCCUCGAAGGUAGCCCAGGAGCUGAGGACACUGGCCACCUGUGCUACGGGGUCCAGAGGUGAUGCAGCCCUGCAGGCCCAGCCUGGGAUGGCUGGCACCCCUGUCUUACACUCCAUCAAGCAGGAGCCAGUGGCCGAGGGCCACGAGAAGCGCUUGGACAUCCUUAACAUCUUUAAGACAUACAUUCCAAAGGACUUUGCUACACUGUACCAGGGCUGGGGUGUCAGCAGUCCCGGGCCAGAGCACAGAGGGACACUCCGGACACAGGCCCGCCCAGGAGACUUCGUCUGCGUGGAGUGUGGGAAGAGCUUCCACCAGCCCAGCCACCUCAGGGCCCACAUGCGAGUGCACACAGUGGUGUUUGAGUGUGAUGGUCCUCGAGGUUCCGAAGUUCACACAGCCUCCGCGGAUGCCCCCAAACAAGGGAGAGACACAGGGACUGUGCAGACAGUGCCCCUCAGAAAGGGAACCUAGAGAAAUGCUCCAGCGCCCCUGGGCACCCUGCGAUGGCCAUUGGCAGUGUCCUCACAGAUGUCCCAGCAGCCUCCCAGCAGUGACCAUGACCACCUCGAGGAGGAAGAACUGCGGGUCUCCUGCUAGAUGCCUCACACCGCUGAGCUGCUGCCCUGGAAUGGAGACUGCGGGAGAUGCCUCUCCCCUCUAGAUGUUUAGAGCAGCGGCAACGCUGUGCCUGUGAUUCCCUGUAGAUCUCUCACAUACAUAUAUGUGCUCUUCAAGCAUAGCCCGUGUUUUCUUACCAUAAGCAGUGGUACUGGCAGGCGCAGUGGGAGCUCAAGGCAUCUGUGUUAUCCAAGACAAAAUUGAGACACUGGAACAAAGAUACUUGUGUGUGUUGGAUGGAGCGGAGAAGCUAAGCACUGUAGGAGGAGCUCCUGUGCUCAGAAAGACUGCCUUGGUGGAUGUCAGGACAGAGAUGGGUCUGAGGUUGAUGAAGUAUUAGUACUAUGCCUCUCCUUGUCUCAGUGGGUAUUUAACAUAAUAAAGAGAGGACGGAGGUGGCAGUCAGGUGCUGGGGGAAGUCAGCGUGGAGCAGGGCAGUGAUAAGAUCCUAGUGGUCACAGGCUCGCACGGCACCCUUGGGGUGCCUGCGUCUCCCAUGUGCUCGCCCUGCAUUUCCACCCUUCAUGCUGAGUCUGGCUGAGGAAACACGUGUGUGGGAAAGUAUAUGUUCUGCUUUGGAAAAGAGUUAGUUGAACACUAAGAAAAGCAGGCUUCUUUGUUUAUUCUCAGGAUCUUUUUGUAACAGGGCUACAUUCUGCAAACUGCUCACAAAGGAAGACUAUGCGUCUUAACAAAUUAUUUAGCCACUGAAUCCUCCCAACUGGGGCCUGUUUUAUUAGUCAGAAGAAUCCCUGAGUAGAUUUGGGGGCCCUAGAUCACUAGGGUACUAAUGCUCUGGAGCCUUCUGCUCUCCACCUCCCCUGCCCCUCCCCUGUCCACCCCAGCAAGUAGGUGUCUUUUCUCCUUGGGCCCAAUGACCUUCACAGGAUGAGUAACUUCAUUUAUUGAGUGUGGGAGUUACCAGGCCCUUGGGUGGGGGACGGCUUUAUAUACCUCUUCCUCAUAAUGCAAAUGCAAGUUUUGGUGGUGGGGGUUAAGGCCCAUAACAAAGGAUCUUAAACCAUGCAGUGUACGCAAUUUAAAUUGUAUUCUACAGAUAUAAAUAUUUUCUUUUCCUAUUGCCGUGACACUAUGUGUGAUGGUAAUAUUUCUGAGAGUUUCAGAUUUUUGCACAUAUGAUUUUAUGCAUUAUCAAAAGUUACUGCUGCCUUGAAUGAAAAUGUUCUGUGAAAUUUUUUGCAAAAGCUUUACUAGGUUUUUUUUUUAAUUGUGAAAUUUUGUAAAGGCAGGAAAUGAUUAAGAUGAGCAUGCUAAAUAUAUUUUUCAAAAAAGCAAUAAUUUUACAUGUACAGAAAUUAUCCUAACCUUUAAUACUGGUGAGAGCGACAGUUUACUUUAAUACAGUAAUGGAUUAGUGCAGUUUUUGUAGAAAAUGGGCUUCUGAUACAAAGACUUGUUUAAACACACACAAAUAUACAAACCCUGAAGUGUGGUUUUCCUGUUCUAAUGAGUUGUUGGAUUAUUAUUAUAUUAUUAUUAUUAUAAUUAUUAUUUUAUUGUUAUUGUUAGUUAAUGUUUGGUUCUGAAUUCUACUUGUUGCUGAGUUUAAAUUACUUGACUGUUCAGGUGGCUGCGACACUUGCAAACAAUGCAAUGUAACUGGCUCGCUUAUAUUAUAUCUAUAUAUAUAUAUUAUUUUUUUUACUUAUUUUUCCUGAUAUUCUUACACCAGAUAUGUAUGAGAAUGAUCUGUUGUGUUAGCGUGCUUGGGAAUUUGUCUGCGCAGAUAUUGUCACAUAACUGUCAUGGAUUGUUCUGGGAGGUUAUCUGAGCAAAGUUAUAGAGACACAUUCCUCUGUCCACCCAAGAAACCAGAAUGCCCUUCUGUUGAUUUAUGUCUGAUCAUUUUGAUAUUUCCCCCAAGGUGAUCAUUUCUGCAUUUUCUGGCUUUUGUUUCCCUGGCUGAAAGUAAACGGUGACAGUUAGGAAUGUGCAGGGACUAGUGAUUCAGUCCCGUCUUGUUUCUUUGUGUUUUAGUUAUUAAAAGAAAUUCUGUACCCAAAGUGACACAGAGGUGUCGUCUACAUUUUUACUGUUUCAGAAGUCGCACGGAAAAGUGCAAUUGGCAUUUAGAGCUGGAAGUGGUUUUUCUUCCCGCAAAUCUCCUUCCCAGUAGGUGUGGUGGAGAGAGAGGUGCGGCUGGGCUGCAGCCUCCAGCGAGUGUCCCUCGGCUUCCAGGAGAGCCUCCGAGGACAGCCGGGUUGCUUGGGAUGAGUCGCACAGCCACGAGGGGCCUGAGGGUGCUAUGUUGAGCCCAGCUGCGGGGACUGGAUGAGUUGGCCCCUUUCUUCCACUGAGCAUCAGUAUUGUAUUGCUUUGUUAAUUUGUUUGUGUCAGUUCAACCAUAGUAUUUAAUAUGAUUUGUGUUUUCUUAUUUAUUUAGCCAUUAUAUUUUGAUUUGCUUUUUUUUUUUUUUCAAAAUGACAAUUUCUGCAUGAUACACUUCUGUAAGUCGCCUUCUGACUGUUACAGACUUUCUACUACCUCUACCAACCUGCUGUCUCCUUGUUUCUUAACAGGAUUUUUACAGUGUUGCGUCUAAUGUAACUUAGACAAUAAAGGGUUUGGUUAUCUACACCGCAGUGCUCCUUGUGUCUCCCCUGCCCUUUGCCUUGCACUCUCCUGCAUCCCAGCGUGGCUCCUGCCUGGCCCAGCUUGGCCCCUUGCCUCCUCCUGUCACCCUGUCUUCCUCUCCACUUGCAUCUCUUCUCAUUUUGAAUUUAAAUACCACACAAAUAAUGAGCUUCUUAAAAUCUUUCAGGUUAUUUAUUGUAGUCCUUAAUUUGAAGAAUGAACACUUACAUUCACCCCAAAAGCAGAUGCUCCUUGUCUUCCUGGGAAAUCACUGUACCUGUCCACAUUUUUGCCUGGCUCCUGGAAGUCUCAUUGUAGUCUUAGAACAACACGUUGCAUCUGUGUUGGUACAAUGCAAGUUUCAAGCCAUGUGGAUUUUGCCUCGUUGGUUCUGAAAGUAUCAAAUGUUCUAAGAGUUCCCCUAAUAUUUAUUUAUUUCCUAAAGCGAGAAAGAUACCAGCUUUCUGAAAAGAAGGAAAUCCCACUGGGAGCUACAUGCAGUCACUCUGGAGGUUACAGGAACAUGGAUCUGUGAUAGGCUGUGAGGACACAUCAUGUGACUUAGCUGCUGUGCCACUUGGCUAGGAACUGCCCCAGCAUCUCCGUAAGGCGCCAGCACAUGUAGGUCUAACAGUACUUCUCUGCCUGAGGAUGCAGAGUGGGGAGUCAUGGGGGCGAAUUCUACCUCCCUGGGUGGUGGUUCUGGUUGCUUCACAUUCUUUCAACCAGCAGAGCCAGUGUAGUUUCUGGGGUGGUGCAGGUGCCUUGCGCAUCACAGAAAGUGGCCCGCCCAGGCCUCAUGUUGCAUGGAAGACAGCACCUCCUGGACUCCCGUGGCCAGAUGUUCUCCUGGUAUUCCUUCUUCAGAAUGAGACCACCUCUCCCCCUAAUGCAUCCGAAGGUUCCAACCAUUUGUUGACAGAAGAAGAAAGUUCUGUGUUUAUAAACUUGACUCACCACUUUCACAAUAUCUGAAGUAACAAUUGCUUUACUGCCUUUAACUUUGGUGACUUCUAGUUACAGAACAUUUUAUUCACUGAGCAAACAACAGCAACAGAGAUCACAAGUGACAACUUCCAGCAGUGACCAGGCCCUUGUUUGCCUUAGUUCCUGCAAACACUGGAGCCCUGGGACACACCUGGGUGGAGUGACCCCUGGUCUCCCUGCAAGGGAGUGCCCAUUACUUAUCAACUUUGCUAAUAUAUACUUUGAGACCGUAAAAUGCAAAGACCAUAGAAUUUGUAUUUCUUUUAUAAAAAUACGAUUUAUAACAUAUUUUGUACUCUUUAUAUUAGAAUUUGUAAUAGAUUGAUGUAUUUAACUCUAUUUCUGAAAAGUUAUUGUUUCAGUUGUGUGAUAAAAUAUUUAGAUAAAACAUUCAUUCUAUUGGAAUUUGAAAUAAAUAAAAAC